This is a messenger RNA of Vidua macroura (Pin-tailed whydah), 2654 nucleotides long. It is a transcript of the gene FAM149A, whose product is annotated as family with sequence similarity 149 member A. NCBI's taxonomy places the organism in Eukaryota, Metazoa, Chordata, Aves, Passeriformes, Viduidae. The transcript is spliced from 14 exons. The record is from RefSeq and is a predicted model, not a curated record. Bases 126 to 2144 code for a protein of 672 amino acids.
CCGGCGUGGUUUGUUUCGCUUAGCAACGCCUGCCGGGCCGCAGGCAGCGGGCAGCUCCCGCCGGAGGCUGCCGGCCCCUCGACAGGGCUUGCGGCGCCGGGAAGGGGCUCCCGUCCCAGCCUGCCAUGAAGGUGGCGGCCCUGGGGGCGGGCGCCCUUCUUUCCAGGCUGCGCCGCUCUCCGCCGGCCCCUAGCCCGCGACUCCCGUCCGGCGGGGGCCGCGCCGCGGGCAGGGGCGGCCGCACCCCGAGCCCGGCGUCCAGCGAGACGGACAAGGAGCCCGGGGGGCGGGCGGCGGCCAAGGGGCUGCUCAUCACCCUGCCCGACAUCGGGGAGGAGGCGGCGGCCGAGGGCGAUGAGGCGGCCGGCAGCCCACGGCUUCCCACGAAGGGACUGUCCAGAGGUUCUCCAAAUCAAAGUCUCUCUGGAAAAAGUGGAGUAUCUCUUCCAUUAGUUUUUGCAAGAAAUGUUCAAGAAGCCAUUGACAAUUAUACCUGUGAGACACUUUCAUCACUUUCACCUAGUGGUUGUGCAACACCCACGGAGUUGAAUAAUUCUUGGUCUGGAAUAAACAGCUAUACUACUAGUUUGUCUACUGAAAGAAGUUCAGUUUACUCCUGGAGGGAUGAUGAAUUUGAUAAAGCCAACACACAGAGAGUGCAUCAGUUAUUUUUGGAGAUUGAUGAAAUGCUCUUUGAAGGAAAAGUGACCUCCCAAACAGAGAACCUGAAGGCAGAAUGUGCAGAUUGGGUUGAACAAUUUCCUCAUAUAAGGGUUCUAGGAAAGCAACUCCUAGUGCCAAAGGAUGAAGGAUUUCAGCAUUUUCAGAGCAGAAAUGAUGCCCAUGUAGAUACUAAGUGUGUGCCUGGCCUCCUUGACUGUACUGGUCAUACAAAAGAACUCUGCAUCUCAGGCUCUAAACUGAUGCCAACAGUAUCUCCAAUACAUACGUCACUGGAUUCAAGUUCCACUAGGAUUUCUGCUUCAGACUCAGCCAUGUAUUCCUUCCUGGAAGAAGAAAUUUACGAUGAGGAUGGAAAAAUAGAGGAAUAUCUUGCCUUUGACAACAAGGAACUUGAGGAUGAGAUUUGGGAACAACAGAAAAUGCAUCUUUCUGAGAAGAGGUGUAAGCGUGGCAUUCCCCCUGUUUCUCCCAAUGCCUGUAUCAAAGAUGCUGUGGCUUCUGAAGUGUUUGAUCAUAUCUGGAGCAAUGUCAUUGGAAUAUUGGAGGAACUGAUUAAAAAAAAUUGGGAAACUAGUAUCCCAGAGUGUGACCAACAAAUGGAAAAACUGAAAACUGUUACAGCAAAACUGCCACGUUUGCCAGUCAUUCAUAUUACAGCUGAUGCUGGGACCAUUCCCCUUUCCAGAGGCUCUGAAGCACAAAGUGUAUCUUUUGGGGCUCAUUCUGUUUCAUCACAGGUUUACCGUUUCUCCAGCAAUUUCUAUAGUGAUCUGAGUGGUGUGAUGACAAUUCAAGCAAAACCGCUCCAACAGAGGCAUGCUGCCACAGCAGAAAAAACACAGAAUGAUCAAGAAGACAAACAGCAUAGCAGUGCCUCCAGCACUCCAAAUUCAGCACAUCCUAGGUUGGGGAGAAUUUCUGAUAACAGUGUUCUGUCAUCAUCUCUGACUCUGCUGGCAUCUUCUAGGAAAGUACCAAGGUUACCUGCUCUCACCUCUGACCAACCAUGCUCAGAAGUUCCUAAUAUGUACAAUGAUGAAAUCCUUAAAGGGACAAAAUUGGUUUGCAGCAGUUUAUCUUCUGCUCGUGUGCCUGCAACCCGGAACAAGUUACCACCAAUAAACUCUGAGCCUGUUGAACAACACAUUUCAGUACCUCGAAUGCAACAGAGCCCUCAUCAAGAACGAUAUGCUCAUAGCAGAGUGUCAAGUGCAGUAGCUGACAGGACAGAGCAACAGCCACUCAGAGAAAGAAGUGUUACUGUUGAUCAAUUUUCAAGACCCAACACAACUCAUACAUUCAGGAGAGACACACCUCAGAAGAAGUCACUGACUCCCGUGGAUUUUGCUAACUACAGAAGGACCGGUCAAGGAUUUUUGAUAACAGGUUCACAGAAUUACUCCAGAUCCUUUCAGAGAAAUCCUCCAACCUCAAAGAAGAGAUUUCAGAUUGCUUCUUAACCUGUUUUAGGAAGAAACAGAAACCCUCUGCACUGAUUGAAAGACUGAAGCACUAAAUUUGCCACUUAGUAUCUUGUGUAACAAAGAAGGUGUCUGCUGAGCCUUGCAAUCCUCAGGAUGCCUGCAUUACCUUCUUUUAAAAUUAUUUGACCAGAGCUUAGAGUUGAAAUUAUAGCAAAAUGAAAUAAAUGGUUGAGGUAUCUGCUCUGUUUGCAAUAUCAAGAGAUUGCGGCUGCACUUUCUUCUCAGGCAUUCCUCCUUUUUAUGCCUUUCCUAGGGAAUUGUUUUUCUACCUAUCAAAUAAGGUGCAUUUAGAACAUAAAGUGCUGUCCCUACUUAUUUUUGCUUCCUUAAAGAUGUUCUAGUCUAUCUAAAUAUUAGUCAUAUAUAAAAUUUAUACUUUUAAACAGAAGUUUGCAGUACUUCCUCUUUAACUGCUAUGUUAACAUUUCUUCAUGUUUCAGUCUGUCUGCUUAUUAUUAUAUUAUUAUAUUUUAUCUCUUAAAAGUA